AUGCAUCUGGCCAAGAUCUGCUUUAGCGCUGCUCUGCUCUCCACUACGGUCCAUGGCCUUCCAACCGCACCUCAGGGUCGUGGCAUACUCGAUGAAGUUGGCAUCCUCGACGAUAUUCUCGUUUUUGAUUCGCCCGCAUACCCAGACCCAGCGAAUGCAGGAAACACGUUGAUAGAUCUGCAAACCUUCGUCUCCCUUCGCCAAAUCGACUUGGGCGGACUGGCUGCAGCACUUUCGGCCGCCCUGACUACAUUGGGCGUGAAUGUGGGGGAUAAAUUGGGCAACUUGCAAGAGCGCGUCAAGCUGAUAGGUGCAAUUGGACUUCCUGGCAAGUCGACCACCGUGAGUAUUGCCGGAUGUUCUGCGAAAGCGAAGACGGGAGAAACAUCUGGAUCCGACUUGGGAAUGUCCUUGAAGACCGGUGUGUCGUUGGGCGCUUGUAAUGCUGGAAGGGAAUUCGAAGCGACUGCGACCCUGGGCGGCCUGUUUAACUCGAGAACUGUCAAAGCUUCGGUGUUUUCUUCUCCUGAUUCGGGAUUCGGUGUCAUAUCUGAUAUCGAUGACACAGUCAAGAUAUCUAACACGCUUGACAAGCUUGCUCUCCUCAGGUCGACUCUGCUAGAUGACCCCAAACCAGUACCCGGCAUGCCAGAGCUUUAUAGUUCACUUUCACAAUCCCUCGACGACCCUCAAUUUGUGUAUAUCACUGCUUCCCCUUUCCAAUUAUACCCAUUCCUGAACGACUUUUUGGAUACCACUUAUUCGUCUGCGAAAGGCCCUAUUUUCACUUCGAACCUGACCAUCGCAGACCCCAGUGAAAUCAUCCAGUUUGUUACCAGCAGUAACACCGAAGCGUUCAAGUUGGCGUCCAUUGACCGCCUCAACGGUAUGUAUCCCAACAAGAAGUGGCUGGCAAUCGGCGAUUCGACCCAGAAGGACCCAGAAGUGUACGCUCAAUCCAUCAGGAAACACGGAGAUUGGAUCGCGUGCGCAUGGAUUCGCCGUGUCGAGGGCGCAAACAACACAGAUGCAAGAUUCGCGGCUGCUUUUGCAGACAUUCCAGCCUCUAGAUUCAGGAUAUACACGGAUGCUGAUAUACCAGGCCUCGCUGACAUCGACGUAGCUGGAGGAGAGUGCUAG
Molecule: messenger RNA, 1140 nt
Organism: Psilocybe cubensis
Lineage: Eukaryota; Fungi; Basidiomycota; Agaricomycetes; Agaricales; Agrocybaceae
Exons: 3
Coding region: 1-1140 (379 amino acids)
Cellular component (GO): actin cortical patch
Molecular function (GO): phosphatidate phosphatase activity
Source: RefSeq, a predicted model, not a curated record